GUGAUUAAACGUCAACGUCAAAAAGCCACUUUAAAAAUAUGUGAAUGUUUUUGAACUUUGAAAUUCAAAUUAAUUAAUUAUUCAUUUCUGAAUUACUUAAGUUAAUGUUAAUGCGUGGUAUUUUACUCCUGAGUUACUAUCAAUUUAUAAAUUCAGCAAUUCUAAAUUAAUCUAAUAAAAAAUAUCAUCGUGAUGAGUAGUAAACAGAAUAACUUGAAAAAAAUUAAAUCAUUGUGUUAUUUGACCUUAGGAGGAACUCUCUCAUACCAGUUUAUUUAUUUUAAAAAGGAUUUCAAUGGUUAUUACGAUACAUUCUUACGUCCCUUCAGCCAACUUUUAGAUCCUGAAUGGGCUCAUAUAAUUGGUGUGUCGGCUAUAAAAUAUGGAAUAUUUCCACCAGAAAAUUUUCAGGAUCCAAACGUACUAAAAACCAAAUUACUCAAGUAUGAACUUAGUAAUCCAAUUGGCAUUGCAGCUGGUUUUGACAAACAUGGUGACGCUGUUACAGGUUUAAGACGCUUGGGGUUUUCAAUAGUUGAAAUAGGUUCUGUUACUCCAGAACCUCAACCUGGAAACCCAAAACCUAGAGUAUUUAGAUUACCAGAGGACAAUGCUGUUAUUAAUAGAUAUGGAUUCAACAGUGAGGGACAUGACGGGGUGUUGAAAAAAGUUAAAAACUUAGACAAAGCUUUGCUGCAAAAUGGACUUUUAGGAAUCAACUUGGGUAAAAACAAAACCUCCAAUGAUGCUAUUCAAGAUUAUAUUCUAGGAAUCAAUAAAUUCUUUGACAUAGCUGAUUAUUUUGUGAUAAAUAUUAGCAGUCCUAACACACCUGGUCUACGGUCACUACAAAGCAAAGAAGAGUUGCAGAAACUUUUAGCUGCAGUCAACAAAGCAUUAAAUUCAUUAAAAACAGGAACUAAACCACCACUUCUACUGAAACUUGCACCUGAUUUAAGUCUUGAAGAAAUCAAGGACAUUGUAGCAGUGAUCAUGAAAAAAGAUACAAAAGUGGAUGGUCUUAUUAUAGCUAAUACAACAAUAGAAAGAAAGUCUCUAAUGAACAAAGUAUAUGCUAGUGAAAUUGGAGGUCUCAGUGGAAAACCACUUGCUAAUAAAUCCACAGACAUGAUCAAAACUGUAUAUAAACUAACAAAGGGCAGUGUCCCCAUAAUUGGUGUGGGAGGCGUUUUUUCUGGUCAAGAUGCUUAUGACAAAAUAUUAGCUGGUGCCAGUGCAGUACAGAUAUACACUGCCCUCAUAUAUUUUGGUCCACCAGUAGUUACCAAGAUAAAAACUGAACUCGCUGAACUGUUAAUAAAAGAUGGUUACAGUAAUGUCAAUGAAGCUGUUGGUAAAGGAGUGAAAUGAUUCACAAUGUUAAGUUUGCCAAGUGAUUGUAUUAUACAGUAUAAUGAAAUAUAUUAUAAACAUUUGUUUAUGAA
Messenger RNA from Bicyclus anynana (squinting bush brown), 1445 nucleotides. RefSeq names its product dihydroorotate dehydrogenase (quinone), mitochondrial (gene Dhod). Bases 193 to 1371 code for a protein of 392 amino acids. Gene Ontology annotation, molecular function: dihydroorotate dehydrogenase activity. The record is from RefSeq and is a predicted model, not a curated record. Lineage: Eukaryota; Metazoa; Arthropoda; Insecta; Lepidoptera; Nymphalidae. The transcript is spliced from 5 exons. Gene Ontology annotation, cellular component: mitochondrial inner membrane; cytoplasm. Gene Ontology annotation, biological process: 'de novo' pyrimidine nucleobase biosynthetic process; pyrimidine ribonucleotide biosynthetic process.